Messenger RNA from Canariomyces notabilis, 1547 nucleotides. RefSeq lists its product as uncharacterized. The coding region runs from base 374 to 1444 and encodes 356 amino acids. The record is from RefSeq and is a predicted model, not a curated record. The transcript is spliced from 2 exons. NCBI's taxonomy places the organism in Eukaryota, Fungi, Ascomycota, Sordariomycetes, Sordariales, Chaetomiaceae.
GCCAUUUGAAGAUGGAAAAUGUCGCUAAAAAUAAGUGUGGGAGACCGACUACUGUAAAUCACUGUCGUUUGUCAAAAACCGCCAUCCCUACUGGCGGUCAGUGUCAGCCACGCCGCACUCGUGCCUGCCAACUACAUAGCGGUAUUAUGCGGUAAGCAACAAUAAAUUUGGUCGCUCCUUCGCACACCAGGGACUGGAAUGUCCGACAGUCCCGAACGUGCGAUAUCCUCAUAUCUCAAAUUCUUGUCUCGUUUCCAUCUAAACUCUUCCUAAAGGGCUGGAACUAGAACGCACCUUGACGACACCCACACGGCCACGCCAGAGUUGUCACUGCAGAGUUGCACUCCGAACGCCGAUCGUGACACCAAUUUCGAUGGCAUCCGUGCUGUCCAGAAUCGGGCGCGUGUUCCUCGCCGCGCCUUUUGCCGCGCUUGUCUUGAUCUGCGUCAAGGAGAUGGACGUUGACAAGUUGAUCAAAUUCGAGGAACAAGUCAUGAAAGUUGACAAGGGCGCCAUCAAAUGGCCCGGUGGCUCUCUUAAGGUCUUUGAGACCUUCUACGGCAUCGAGCCGCUCGACCACAUGUGGCGCGCCGCCUCCAUCACCUUUGCGCCCUCGUCGCUGGGCUACGACGAGAUUGGCUGGUGGCAGAUGAUGUCCUUCCUGACUGAUCUGGGGCCCAUGUACGCUGUCUGGUACCUGGAAGCAGCCCGCAUCGGAAACGCCUGGUCGCCUGCGUAUUUCGCAACCCUCUGGACCUUUGGAGCGCAGCGCCUGGGCAUCGGCACCGUCGCGCCCUUCGUCUACUUCCUCUCCCUCGUCUUCGGGCCCACGACGGCAGAUAUUGCGGGCAGCGACAACUUCCUGCGGACGGUGCAAACCAAGUGGGUCGGCCUUCUGCUGCCUCUGAUGCUGGUGCUGCACAACCUCGAAGUGUUCGCCGCGUACCUAUCCUCAGACCUCGUGGCGCGCCAUUACUGGAUCUUCGCCUGGCAGAUGUCGCCGCUUUGGAUCGGUAUCGCCAACUUUGUCGGCACGCUGCUCGCGGGAAACCUGUUUGCGCGAUUCCCGCUCGCGCAGCCCCGCUUGCUUCUCACAGUGCUCUGCACCAUCUCAGCCGCCGUCUGGAUUGCGACCCUGGUCCUUGCCCCGUACUCGCCGGCCGAGCUUUUUUUGCCUUCCUGGGAGACGCAGGAGGACCUGACUCUCCACAGCAGGCGGGCACUUCAGGUCGACCAGGUCUGCGCGUUCAGCGCCUGCUUCUUGUGGCUGUUGUGUCAGUUUGUCGACCUGUGCAGACUGGGGUUCGCGGGAGCUGACGCGUUCUUUGCGGCGGCUCUGUUGCCCAUUGCUUUAGCAUGCUUUGGGCCUGGCGUUGCUUUCGUCGUCGGCUGGUGUUGGCGGGAGCGGAAGCUUGCUCAGACACGUGGGCGGAACAGCAGCUAAGCGCGGUGCUUUGCGAUUUGAGUGCUUGGUGGCUGAGAGUCAAUAGUCUAGACCCCAUCCCUUGGCACGACAAAGAAUAUAUAUCCAUGACGCGGCCCCUAGC